This is a messenger RNA of Bemisia tabaci, 2832 nucleotides long. RefSeq lists its product as uncharacterized. Lineage: Eukaryota; Metazoa; Arthropoda; Insecta; Hemiptera; Aleyrodidae. The record is from RefSeq and is a predicted model, not a curated record.
GAAUCGGAGUGAGGAGUGGCUCCUGGUUUUCGGAUUCCCGCAGUGAUCAGUGUGGCGGUUCCGUCGCGUUCUCGAUCCCGCGGCGAGCGGGCCGGUGAUUGAUCGUGAGUUGCAAGUGCAGUACCGUUUCCGAGCAAAACUGGAGCAACUCCCGCCCGUGCACUCCUGGUUUUUUUUCGGCGCUUGGAUAACUCAUUCCCGAUCCAUUCAGGAUGUUGCUGAAAAGCCAAAUGCUCUUCCUGCUUCUGUUUUUGUUGGCUGAGACCCAUCAAGACGAAAUUCCAAAGACCGACAACGAAAAAUCCAAGGUCCAAGCCACCAAGCCCGGCCUCCGGAAGGAAUUAGAAGCUCUCGGAACGGAACGCAUGGCCAAUUCCACGCCAUCGCGACCAUGGAAGAAAGUCCCGAUUACUAUCAGCAAUCGAUUCCCUGGGAACAACGGCCGUAUCCACAAAUUGUACUACGUGAUACCCGGGCCGGGCAAGGACACAGCGCUACAUCGAAAAAGGACACACGAGGUUAAAGUGCGGCUCAGGACGAAGAGGGACUUAGACCAAACCCGCUAUCGUCUCAGGGCGGCGACACGUCGAAGGAGGCUAGCGCGUGCGUUGCGGCAGAGAAGGAAACAGCGUUCAACGCAACAAGAAGGGCAAACUCGAGGGAGAAAACACAACCCAGAGUUGUAUGAACACUGGCGUUCACAUCAGCAGAAAAAAGAACUAGAGCCAUGUGAACGCAGAAUAGACAGAGAGGUAAAGCACAAAGGGAAAGUAGACCAUGCUUCUCGGACUAAGCGCAAUCUAGCGGCGGAGAGAAGACUCUCCGAGUGCAGAAACAAAGAGCGAGCUAAGGAUCACAGGCUCCGAGUUCAGCGACUGAAGAGGGAGCUCGCCGGAUCCACGUCUGACGACUGGUCAGAGGAGGAAGCCAUGAUCGGGGAUACCAGAGGAUGGAAUGAAAUCCACCUGGUGGACGUUCCUUCACCACGUAAACGGUCAAAAAGAGAAUCGAAUCAUAGCACUGGCCACAACGAUUACAAACCGAGAGGUUUAGCCAGAUCUAAAAUCGGCCGCGGUGAAGUCCUGCGGAUCGACGUAGGGAGUCCGGAAUCAAAUCGACGCAGACGCGACGCCGACCUGCGCCAGGAAAGCGAGCCGGAACCGAUCAGAGACCUGGUGGAAGUCCUCAGGAAGGAUCCGGGGUACAAAGGACUCGACGAAAUGGAGAUGGUGGAGAGUGUCCCGGUAGAGAGCGCUGACGGCCACGACUCGACGAGAGAUCCCGCGGAGGGACUGAAGAGCGAUCUGGCGGACGAUUCCAGUCGGUCGAAGCGGGAGUCCGGCGCCGAUCCGGACGAUGGGAUGAGUCGCUGGCAGGAGUGGCGACUCAAGAGGGAGGACGCCGACGUGCGGUGGCGAAUGCGGACGCGCACGCCGCGCGACCACAAGUUCGUGACCAAGUCGCAGCUGAAGACGGAGCAGGCGACCAACCCCAAGAGCAACGGCGAUGCGAGCGGCGGCGUGGAGGAGCCGCCGGUCAUCAAAGUGUACACGAUGCCGGAUGAGGGUCUGGCCAAGUCGUUGCGGGCGGGCAAAGGCCGGGAGCUGAGCUACGCGCGCGGCCCUACCAAGAGGAUCAUCUACUACGCGACCCUGCCCGAGAUCAUCCGACGACCCAUGGCACCGGAGUGGGUGGCGCGCAAUGCGGGGGCCUUCAGCCAGCGAGGCAUGGGCGGUGCUUUUGGGAGUAGCUUGCUGCCCUUCGCCGCAGGAGGUCCAGGUGGCGACAUCGCGCGAAUCCAGUCGGCGAUCAUGGACGUUCGUCCGUCGCGGGACAACCUGACGCCGACGUCGCCUCAGUUCACGGUGGUGGACAUCGGGCGCUUCCCCUCGCUCAACGACAUAACCUCCACCAGCUCGGUGGGCUCGGUGGGCUCGGCGUCGUCCAGCCCCAGCUCCAACGAGGGCGCCGCGCCCACCCCCGCCGUCCCGACGCCCCCCGAGGACCCCCUGAGCAUCAACAGCAUCCUCCCCCCGCUCAACAACAACUUCCUGUCCAGCAUCGUCACGCCGCUUCAGAUGAACUCCGUCAACGGGGCCACCGGGUACCAGCCAGCUCCUUACUACCCGGGUCCGUUCCCGACGCGGCACCACCGGUUCCCGCCACCGACGCACGGCUACCAACCCUACAUCACACCCACCUCGCUCGGCGGCCUGGGCAACUACAAACUGGACCAGGGCAACGGUCUCAGCUUGGGCAUGAGCAACUACAAACUGGACCAGGGCGCCGGUCUCGGCUUAGGCAUGAGCAACUACAGGAACUCGCAACUCGGACAGAACUUGGGUCCAGGGCUGUCGAGUCUGCUUUCCGGCGGCGGGGGCGGGGGCGGUGACAACAAGUACCCGUACUACUACGAGUACACGGGGAGCGGGGGAGGCCGCGUGGACCCCCUCAAGAACCACCUCCUCUUCUCGCCGAGCUGGGGCCAGCCGACGCCGCUCUACGAGAGGCUCCCGCCGGCCACGCACUCCAGCCACUCGGUCGUCAUCGACUCCCAGUCCAUCAACAUCAACGCCACCUCCACAGGGAACAGCACGCGCAUCACGCCCCCGGUCGUCACCAACGUCACCCACCACUACGAAUCUCACGAGUGAGUUCCUCAUAGAGUACGUAGAGUCGUAAUGUAAAUGGGAGAGCUGGCACCAGUGUUCGAAACUCACCUUUGAGUUUUAGGAGUCAAAAUUGCGCAUCAAGUCCGACUUUUGGGCGCCUUUGAAGAUUUUUUAGGGGCCAAAUUGACUUUUUGCCUAUAUAUUACGGCAUAUUUAGUGA